Messenger RNA from Ixodes scapularis (black-legged tick), 480 nucleotides. RefSeq lists its product as uncharacterized. Lineage: Eukaryota; Metazoa; Arthropoda; Arachnida; Ixodida; Ixodidae. Gene Ontology annotation, molecular function: nucleic acid binding. Bases 1 to 480 code for a protein of 159 amino acids. The record is from RefSeq and is a predicted model, not a curated record. The transcript has a single exon.
AUGGUUUCUUAUCUGCUGGACCACAUCAAGCCUAACAGCGUAAUUGUUAUAGACAAUGCGCCGUACCACAGCAGAAAGGCUGAAGCUGUUCCCACAACUGCAACAAAGAAGGGCGAGAUCCAGCAGUGGCUCUGUUCCAAAAACCUAGACUGGACUGCCACAAUAAAGAAAGAAGGCUUUUUGAGCAUUGUGGCAACGGUGAAGAAUCGCUACACAAAGUACAAAGUUGACGUCAUGGCUACGGACGCCAAACACACAGUGUUGAGGCUCCCACCGUACCAUUGCGAACUAAAUUCCAUAGAGUUGAUAUGGGCACGAGUCAAGCAAGAGGUCGCCUCCAAGAACAUCACAUUCAAGCCCAAUGACGCUGAGCGGCUCUUGAGGGAAGCAGUGGACAACGCAACAGCUGCUUAUUGGCAUGAAUGUGUAGAGCAUGUGAAAACAAUGGAGGCGAAGUUUGGAGAAUGUGAUUUCCCAUAG